GGGGGGGGCUGGAGGGGAAGGAACAGCUUGGAGCAUGAGAAGGAAUGGAGAGGAUGGGUGCUUGGCACAGAGGGACGUGGAUUGCUUCGCUGCAGGGCUGUGCUUUGUUUCACUGAGGGGAGACGCAGUGCUCUGCAUCAGAAGAGAUGUGAAAGGUGUGGUGGGAGGAUGGGGGGGGGGUUUGUAGUGUGGGGAAACGCGGUGCUGUGGGGUUUGUCCUUGGUUGGAAUGGCGUGUGUGGUUCAGAGCUGUCUCUGUCCUCCUCACAGCCCUCAGCAGCUUCUGAGUGAGGGGGGAUACGGGGUGGGGAAAGGGCUGAGGGUGUGAGUGAGGUGUGUGAAUGCCUGCAGGCAGAGAUUGCAGCUCGGCUCUCCUUUAUGUGCUGUGGGGCUGAGGGCGACCAGAGCUGACCCCACAGGGACGCAAAGGCUUCGUUGUCCCCACGGUGGAUAAAUGGAGGUGGUGGAGAUUUGGAAGCGAGCUGCUCUUCGGUCAACAGCAAAGCUGGGAGUGCAGAGAGAUGAGCUCAGAUGCGUCGCUCGGCGGUGCCUCCUGGCCCGGCUCAGCCCCGGCCCCUCCGUGCACCACGUUGUCCCUAUGGCCACCACAGCCAAGGAGGAGAUGGCUCGUUUCUGGGAGAAGAACACCAAAUCCAGCCGUCCUUUGUCCCCUCACAUCUCCAUUUACAAGUGGUCGCUGCCCAUGGCCAUGUCCAUCACGCACCGCGGCACCGGCGUUGCUCUCAGCUUAGGUGUGUGCACCUCCAGCUGCUGUGGGCUUCAGAGCUGUGGCUGCUGGCAUAGCUUUAUCUCCCCGUGCCUCUCCAGUUGUAACUCUGCCUUCAGCCGCGUUUCUCUCUUCAGCCUGGCUGCUUUGCUGCUCCCGGAGCAGUUCCCUCACUACGUGGCCGUGGUGAAAUCCCUCAGCCUGAGCCCCGCUCUCAUCUACUCUGCUAAAUUCGCCCUGGUCUUCCCCCUCUCCUACCACACCUGGAAUGGAAUCCGACACCUCGUGUGGGAUAUGGGGAAGGGCUUCAAACUCAGCCAGGUGGAGCAGUCGGGGGUUGUGGUGCUGAUUCUGACGCUGCUCUCCUCCGCGGCCAUCGCAGCGAUGUAACGCAGCCCCCCCCCCUUUCCCCCCCCCCCCCCCCCCCCCCAUCGGCCGCCUCCCAAAUGGUGGCCCAUCGGUUCCAUCUCAGCCCACGUGGAUGGAUAACGGGGGGGGGGGGGGAGGGCAGCACCGCCGCCCCCUCCCCGUCGUGUGGGUGGGCGGAGAGGUUCAGCCCCGCUCUGUGCGCAUCGCAGGGGGGCGCUGUGCCGGGGGGGUUCCGCCCCCUUUGGGGCACUGUUUGCAGCGCAGCCCCUUUGCAAUAAAGCGGCUUUGAUCGUU
Gallus gallus (chicken) is the source of this 1389-nucleotide messenger RNA. RefSeq names its product succinate dehydrogenase complex subunit C (gene SDHC). Gene Ontology annotation, molecular function: succinate dehydrogenase activity; electron transfer activity. The record is from RefSeq and is a predicted model, not a curated record. The transcript has 6 exons. Gene Ontology annotation, biological process: tricarboxylic acid cycle; mitochondrial electron transport, succinate to ubiquinone. NCBI's taxonomy places the organism in Eukaryota, Metazoa, Chordata, Aves, Galliformes, Phasianidae. Gene Ontology annotation, cellular component: membrane. The coding region runs from base 454 to 1116 and encodes 220 amino acids.